GUGUCAUCAGUAUCAUCGGAUCAGAUAUGGUGGUACCCUUUUACUUUUGAUUUAAGCAACACUGCCGUAUAAGUGUGAACACUUACGGUAUAAUAAAAUCUACCAACAGUAGUUUUAAUUAAAGAUUCCCCUCUCCGUCAUCUUCAAAAAGAGAGAGAAUGUCUUUAGUGGAAUGGCAAUUUAGUAAUUUGCGUUAUUCGCAGUUACUUUGACUUGACGACCUACGCGAAUGUUUGAAUGUCUUUUUACCGGGCCAAAGGUUUUCCAUUAUUUUUGUUAUAAAAGCGGAAUAAAACCCAUGGAUUUGACAAAGGAUACCGACCAUUACAUCCGGAAGUAUAUUUUCAAUUGAUUGAAUUUGCAGCUACUAAACAUCAAUGAUAAUUAUGGGAACCGUAGGAAUGUCGAGAGUUAAGUGUUUUGAUGUUGGGAUAUUUUUAUUGUGCCAAUCAAGUUGAGUCUAACUACCUAUUUAUUAUUGACGGGAAAUGGUUUCGGCUUCAGAAAACCAUUCAUACUUCGGGAUGGACAACUACUGUUUUCAAGAUUCUAGCUGCAACUCCAAGAGAUUAGGUCGAUCUGUGAGCGUAAACGUAGACGUAACCAAUUUUAACAUUUACAGACCUCCCCCGUCAGGUACGAUACUGAGAUGGAGGAAAUCCAAAGGCGAUCCGCAAAGCAUCUUCGAAGAAGAAUUACCUUCUGAUGAUUUCGAAUAUAUGGAGUGCGGACCGUCACCACCGGCCGAUCACACGCCUCAUAUUUACGAGAGUUUCGAAGAAUUCUCGACAAGUGCGGAUUUAUCUGUUCAAAUAUGUCACGACACCAUCAAAAUGAAUCUGUUAGAGCAUAUGAAAGUUUCGUCGGGGCGGCAUCAAUUGUUGGACGAUAUAGAAAAUAAGAAAAUUCAAAAUAUAGAAGAUUUGAAAGUUCAUUUUAAAGGAGCUUCUAAAGUGGAAGUUAAUACGGGAUUUCUUUGGGCGGCAUUUAUGAGAAGGCAUGAUUUAUUACAAGGUUUUUUAGAAAUGGGCGCCGAUCUUAAUUAUUAUGAACCUAUUCAAGGUUUAAGUGCGAUACAUUUAACAUCAUUCAGCGGUUGUACAAGCGGUACCCAAUUCCUGAUAUCAAAAGGAUGUGACGUAAAUGCUUUGUAUAAAUGUUACACUCCGUUACAUUGCGCAGCUUUCGGAGACAGUCCCGAAACGGCUCUGAUUCUCCUAAACAAUGACGCUAAAGUACAAACACUCACCAACAGUCCCCAUAGUUGCCAUGAGAGUGUCCUUCAUUGCGCGGUUAGGGCAAACGCUAUAGCUUGCGUGAAAUUAUUCACACAAGAAGGCGCCGACGUAGCUGAAUGCGAAUCAGGUUUAUCUCCAAUCCAUUUAGCUGCUGAUUUAGGUCAUCCCCAAUGCUUGAAGAUCCUUUUAGAACCCAAAAAGUUUAACGUCAAUACGAAAACGAAAGAUAAGGAACAAACACCGUUACAUUUAGCGGCCGAAAGUGGUUACGUGGAAUGCAUAGAAAUUUUGUUAGAACACGGAGCAGAUGCAAAUAUAAGAAAUCAUAGAGCACAAUCACCUCUACAUCUAGCAGCCAGAGCACAAGCUUACGACUGUGUAGAGAUUUUACUGAGAAAAGGAAACGCUGAUCCGAAUAUGGGGGAUUGCGAUCAAAGAACAUCCUUACAUUGCGCCGUAGGAAAAGCAGCGAGAUCUUACGAUAUCAUAGAAAUUUUAAUGAAUUACGGUGCCGAUAUCAACACUAAAGAUCAAUAUGGAUAUACUCCUCUACAUAUAGCAGCUUUAAACGAACUAUCUCAAUGCGUCGAGGUUUUAUUGUAUCACGGAGCUGAUGUAACUGCUAAAUCGAAAUUCGGCAUGACCGCUUUAGGGAUAAUAACUAGAAAAACUCCUGCUUCGUUAGCUAUGGUAACGCAAAAACUAGAUUCCGCCAUAACGUUACACCACCAUCCAGAAUCCUCCAAUAGAGAAGUAGAGUUACGUUUAGAUUUCAGAGGUAUUCUACAAUAUUGCCAUCCGAGAGAAAUAAGUUUUUUAAAUACAUUCGUAGACGAAGGACAGAAAGAAAUUCUACUCCAUCCGCUUUGUUCGGCUUUUCUCUAUUUGAAAUGGGAAAAGAUACGAAAGUACUACAUAGCGCGUAUGUUAUUUUGUUUUAUUUUCGUUCUAAGUUUAUCUUUAUACGUAUUAACAGCUUUAGCGCAUAAUUGUUACAACCACGGUAAGAAUAUGAACGAUACGCAACCUCAAAACGUUAUAGAACUUUGCGAAAAAAAAUCCAUGAUGGGUCAUAUGUUGAGAAACAAUCCUUUUGUGAUAGAAAUGCAGUGGUUUGUGUUAGUAGGAAUAACUUGCUGUGAGAUACUUAGAAAAGUGUACGGAAUAGCUGGAUAUCCAUCGGUAAGACAGUAUUUAUCUCAUCCGGAAAAUAUCAUAGAAUGGACUGUUAUUGCGAGCGUUUUCGUUAUUUCUUUUAUAUAUACAGGAAGAACUUAUACUUGGCAGAAUCAUGUAGGUGCGUUCGCUGUGCUAUUCGGUUGGACUAAUUUGAUGUUGAUGGUGGGACAGUUGCCUAUUUUUGGUUCGUACGUUGCUAUGUAUACUAGAGUUCAAGGGGAAUUCGCUAAACUAUUACUAGCUUAUUCUUGCUUACUUAUUGGAUUUACUAUUAGUUUUUGCGUUAUGUUUCCAGAUUCGUCGACAUUCGCGAAUCCUUUUAUAGGUUUGAUUACAGUAAUGGUAAUGAUGACGGGAGAAUUGAAUCUAGAUCUUCUAGUUGACGAUGAUCCCGAAGAUCCGCCAUUUCUUUUAGAAGUAAGUGCUCAAGUCACUUACAUAUUAUUUUUAUUAUUUGUUACAGUUAUUUUAAUGAAUCUAUUAGUAGGUAUAGCUGUACACGAUAUACAAGGUUUACAAAAAACAGCGGGGUUAUCAAAAUUAGUUAGACAAACUAAAUUAAUUUCAUACAUGGAAUUAGCUCUUUUCAACGGAUAUUUACCUCAAUAUUUGUUAAAUUUAUUACAUUGGACGGCAUUAGUAUCCCCCAAGGCAUAUCGAGUGGUUCUAAACGUGAAACCUUUGAACCCGAGGGAAAAAAGGUUACCUAAAGAUAUACUGAAAGCAGCGCAUGAUAUUGCGAAACAAAGGAAACAUUUCGGACAUACUAUAUCGUCUAGAGCUAGCGAAAUGGCUUAUUCCAAAAAACCCGUUAAUAAUAAUCUAGAUCAGAAUUCUGAAAUUUUAGAUUGUCACAGUGUAUUGCCGAUAAUGCAAAGUAAAAUUGAGAAAAAUGGCGAACAAGUCGAACAUCUUAGUAAAGAAAUUAGGGAAUUGAAAAAUCUUGUUGAAGCAAAUCAAAAACUUAUCGAACAGCUUUUGAAUACUAUUUUACAAAAUAAGAAAAACAGCAAAUGUUAAUAAAGUAGAUAGAUAUGUAUUUAGAUAUUAGUAUACGAACUGGAAUGUAUACAAUAUAAAAAAAUUAGUUAAAAUAUUCACUAUAAAAUACACGAUCAUAAUAUCCUGUGCAAAUCAAUAUAUUUAUCGAUCUAUUUCAUAUUUCACUUGUGAAAGAUCAAUUAGUAUAAAGCAUCGAUUGAUUAAUUUGACAUAUUUAAGGUUUGCUAUCAAGUAAGUAUCGAAAAGACCAUCCCGGAAUCGGUUCACAAACGAUACCCAGCUCGGUUGGAAUCGUUCGUAUUUCGGUUACUGUCCGGUUGGAACACGUAAUCUCUAUUGCGCAGAAUCGUCACCGUAUCAAGGACGGUUUUUUUAUGGGUUGGAACGAACCUUCAAUUCAACCUUUGAUCAUACAGUUACAUGGACAGCUCCUUCUUCUAUUCUCCCCAGUAAAAGAAAAGUGGUAAAACAAACAAUGAUUAUUUUCGAUACAGUUUCUUAAAAACGGGUAGUCAAUGUUUCAAAAAUCCAAUUGCAUUUCAAUUAUCAAAAGAAAAUAGAAAAAUACUUUUGAGUCUUUUUGUUUUAGGAAUCAAUAAAAGAUUUCGAUUGCUUGGAUCUAAUAGAACACAUUUCUGAUUUUUUUAAAGAGCUUUCUACGUUUAUGUGCGAAUGCGCUAAUGCUAAAGCAUGAAUAUAGAACCAAUUUGCAUAUUUUCCAUUGGUUCAGGCUUCAUUAACUACUUUAUUCGGUAAUUACUAUACUGUGAACACAGCUAAAAUGAGCUAAGAAAAGUGAAUAUGGAGAGCCUAUAGAACAAUUAAAAUAACUUUCAAUUGUUCUUGUGAAAAAAUCUAAAACCAUUGACAAACCAUACAAAUAUUGAAAACUGUUUUGGAGUCAAUAUAAGCAGACGGUGCUUCAUAAAUAAUGUUCUUUUCCAAUGUCAACUUGGUUUAUUAAAUAAUCAUACAAUGAGAAAGCCUUAAUAUUCGAAGUAUAGCCCAUCGUAUUCUAUGGUUUGAGUCCAACGAUCGGCAAGCUUUUGAGACCUUGGUGAGAUCGUUAUUUGGGAUAAGAUGCAAAGUUCACUAAAUCUUCAUAAUUCCACCAGACACAAGAUUUUUCGCUCGAAUCGACUUGUAUUUGAGACAGGUUCUGAUAAUUUUCUUGUGUCUAACAACUGAUUUUUCAUGUUCGGGUUAUUUAGAUAAAUCCAUUCUUCAUUGGAAAUAACAAAGCGUCUAACAAAACAAUCAUCUUUCGGAAGGGAAAUGAGCUGUUUCGCUUGAAUCUCGAUUAAUUCCUUUAGCACUUGUCGAUAACUUUCAUAGGUCUAAUCUAAUGAUUCUAAAUGGUGAUGUAUGGUAUCUUUAGAAGGUCUAAAGGGGUGCGAUAAUCGGCGAGUAUGAUUUGCUACAAAUCAAACAACGUUGUAUCGUUAGCUUAUUAAUUGUGUCUUCCUCUCCUAUUUCACAUAUUUUCCUUCCUGCUACGGCUGAUUUAAACUUUGUUUACAUUAAUGUCUUAUCAAUAUACGAAUUUAAUGUUUGUCGCAUUCCAUACUAAUAUGGAAAAAACGAUUGAAAGAAAGUGAAGCAAUUGUACUUUUUGGAAUUAGAGGCUAGACUAGCGCAAAGAUGUGUGGAAUCGUUUUGACGUUAAUUCUUUAAGAUGUUUUACCAGUUUCUCUACCAAAGUAACAUCUAACUGUAUGAUCUAAAAUUUUAAAUAUUUUGUGAUGAAAAGUUGAAAAUAAAAUAUCGAUGCCUUAGAGCAGAAAUGAACCAUGUACGUUUCGGACUACUUUUAGAAAACACGAAGUUUUGAUACGUGCAUAACUCUAGUAAUGAUGCCUUUUGAUUUUCAGUAAUUUUGUAGUCUGUAAUCUUUGUAAAAAUGUUACAAAAAAACUUUUCUCAUUCUAGAAUCUCAGUUUUUGAUUUAUCUAUUAAAUGGACAUAGGACAUUUAUGCUCUAUCGUAUCGUAUCGAUUUUUAAACUAAGAAACAUUCUUAUUUAUUAGCACUUGUGUUAGAAUUUCCAAAGUUGAAAUCAGCAAUCACAGGUCACCUAUAUUUAGAUGGUUCAUAACAACGACAAAUAGGCGCCAUCUAUAUGUCUAAACUUCAACUACUAAACUGACAUAUUUGACAAAAUACUGGCAAAUUCAUAUUUUAUAAAUAGCGCGAAAUUUAAAUUUUAUUUCACGGUAGUUAAUACCAAAAACAAGUACUUAAUAAUAUUUUUUUGCUUCAAAUAAGUAUCAAAAUUGCAUAUUUUUUGGUGUAUAUUGUUAUAACAAUAAUGAAAUUUCUUAUUUCCUAGACAUUUUUAUAUGUUUUUCUUGUUCAUUUGUCUUAAUUUUAGGUCUCGUCUAUUUGAAUAUUUGAAUUUGACGAUUCAACCAAAUAUUUUGACAAAAAACCGAAAUAGGUGUAUAUAAUGUAUAACAUUGAUAUUAAUUUUCGUGAUAUACAGGGUCCAAAAAAUUCGUAGAUGAUGUGUAAAAAAUACUGUCAGAAAAAAAAUUCUCAUACGUUUCCUCGUUUCUGAGUUAUGAGCCCUAAAAGUUGCGAAAUCAAAACUUAUAUUGAAUAUAUUUUCUAAAUUAACAUUCGAAUAUUAUGAAGUUUUAAUGGAUGAUUACGUAUGUCCAUGACUGUGUGUUUGACGGAAUAAAUAAUUCUACACUACUAUCUGAAGGCCAAGGGCGUCUCAUACCUAAGGGUUAACAAUCCAUAACUUUUACAGGGACAAAUUGUACAAUCUAAAUAGCCAAAAGAAUUUUUCAAUCGAUUUUUUAACCAAAAGAUACUCUUUGUUUAACUCUUUGUACAUGCCAAAAAAACUGUUCGCCAUAAAGAGGCAUUCUGGAGAAAAUUAUCAUAAAUUGUUAUUAUUUAUUGAAAAUAAUUACAGGAGAUAUUGAAACACAAUGUAUAAUUAUUUAGAAAAUAUACUUGAAUAUAAGUUCUGAUUUCGCAACUUUAAAAGCCUAUUAGUCAAAAACAAGGAGUUUUAUGAGAAAAUUUUUUUUGUCACACCAUUAUUUUCACGUCAUCUUCUCCCGGAACACCCUGUAUAUUAACAUGAAACAAAAUUCAUUCAUAUAUCAAGAAAUGUGUUGUUGACCUUGUCAUAUUAUGUAAUUUUAUAAUGAUUUGAUUAUUCUUUUUUGAAUAAUUCAUCAAAUCUCGGAAAAAGUACCAACAUAAACAUAUAUGUUAAUUAAAUGUAUUGCAAUACAAGGACUUCGUUUUAUAAAAUAAUUUCCACUUGUUGAUUAUUUACAAACUAUUUUGAUAAAGUGCUAAGUAAAUAUGUGUGUUAUUUGUACAAUCAAAGUCUUUCCAAGUGUUUAUUGAUAAGCGGAGAGCUGAUGAAUUCCUCUAUGUAUAUUUUCUGAAAUAAAUUAGAAGAAGAAACGUAGUUAACGUGAUAAAUAUGUAAAUUUGUAUUAUUAUUCAUAAUUAGUGAUGGAUUUACGCCUUGACCCAUGAGGUGUAGGGCGGCAAAAUUUUUGAAAUGCCAGAAAGAUAAUCCAUUUCAAAAAUUGAUUUAUAUUAGUUUUAAUGAAAUUUUUUUUUCAUGGAAUAUAGACUGAAAAAACUCGACUCAAGAUAAAAAAUCUUGAGCCAAGAACUUUUUCUAGGUUUGAGUAAAUUUUUUGAGUACAAGUUAUUUUUCUUUUUCUCAAAAUUAUUAACUUCAAUAUUUUUUGCGUUGAAUGAAGUUAACAGUUUCUUUAUUAAUUCUCAUUCAAUCUUCAUUAAUUUACUUCUUAAUCUGUUGAUAAGAUAUCAAUUUUUUAAUAUAUCAGUGAUAGUCUUUUCCUUGCAAUUAAUCCUUUACCAGGUUAUGUUGCUUAUGCUAUCUAUUCUUUAAAUUUGGUAGGAUUGUGUGUAGUUGAAUCGGUUUCAGAAGCAGUUGACUUAUUUUCUACUUAAAAAGAUCAGAAUUGAAAUGGCUCGAAAGGCAUUUGUCAAGUAUUCCUCAAUGUUUGCAAACAGAAAUCUGAACCUCCACAUCAGAAUAGGAUUCAUUAAAUGUUAUGUGUGGCCAAUACUGCUGUACUUGGACCUUGAAAGCUCAAAUGAUCAAAAAACUUGAGGUAUUUGAGAUGUGGCUCUAUAGACGCAUCCUGAAGAUACCUUGAACUGACAAAAUCACCAAUGACGAAGUACUAAGACGCAUUGGUCGCAAGAGAAAGCUGUUGACAAUUAUUGAGAUAAGAAAAACGUGAUCUCCAACCUUCAAUGAGAAGACAGUAUUAGAAGAAGCAGAAGAAGAACUAUACAAUUUCUUUACUAUAUUUACACGUCGUUGGGAAAUCCUGGUGUAACGUAUCCAAUUCAAGAUUUGAGAGUCUUCAUUAAAGUCGUUGGUCUGCUCGACAUGAGUGCUACGCAUUAGGAAAAUACUGCAAUAAUUGAUGCAAUGGAGUUUAAAGUCGAAAGCAGAUAUGAGAAAUCGACUACGCGAUUUGAAGCUAUGGGAUAGCAAAGAAAAUUACAAAAUUUGGAAACAGGAAUCUUAAUCAUUGUAAUUAGAAUGUAAUUUUAAAGUUUUACAGUUCUCUGGUUUUUUUAAGACAUGAGAGAGAGACAAUUUUUUGAGUAUGAAGAAAUAAACUAAAGCACUAUCUAUGAUAUGAUAUAACACUGUUCAACGAAAACUCAUACCAAUUUUUGAAUGUACUAUGAUCGCCAAACAAUAAUAUAUCAAUGGGAGGAAAAUUGACAAAUCAGGUUUCUUUAUGACAUCAAGACAUAUAUUUUUUAAAAUGUACAAUAAAUGGCUAUGAUUCUCGUGAAUGUUCGGCUUAUCCAGUACAGUAAUCUGUUAGCAUUCCUGGAUUUUUCCCUUGAUACCGCUUUUCUAUUAAGGAAAUGUCUUUUGCCUUGUUCGUCACUCAUAGAACCCAAAUUCUCGGGAAAGAAAUCCAGAUGAGUGAAUAUGUAUUUUCAAAGACAUAUUACAUCCCAAAGCUUUGUAUGAAAUUAUAAGCUCAUUGAUUAAGUCUUUGUAAUUUUCCGCUUUAUGGUUUCCUUGGAAAUUUUGGACAACAUUCUCAAAACAUUUCUAGGCGACUUGUUCCAGGUUAUUCAGCUCUCCUUCAAAGUUUGUAUUCAACAUUGUGGACCAAUAAAUAUUCCUUUUUUAUUUUUUGCCUCGCUGAAUUUGGGAAAUUUCUCUUUCAGAUAUAAGAAUCCAAUACCAUCUUUAUGUAUAACUUUUAUGAAAUAUAAAAUCAGGCCGAGUUUUAUAUGCAAUGGUGAUAAAAGUAUGUCUUCAGGGUUCACUAAAGGGUCAUUUUUAACUUUCUUCUGCCCUGGAAUAAGUGAUCCACGCUUGUGCCUUACUUUCUUUGUGUAGUGACAUUUUCUGUCUCAUUCGCAAAUGAAUCAACAAUAUUUUGUGUAACCAAGCCGGAGCCCAAGCAAAAAAGCAAUGUCUUUAAAAUCUCCACAAAUUUUCCAAACACGUUUACUGCAUUUAAUUUUUUCAAGAAGGAACUUCUUGUUCUCGUAAUGAUCUUUCAUAUCAGAACCAUGAACAACACUGCUUUCAAGCUAGGUUUUGAGGAGUCAAUGAGCAAUCUCCAGUGACUUAAAUCAUAUUCAAAAUUCAAUAAAUCAUCACUGUAAAUUCCAGUUCUUUAAUCUAGACUUCAAAAGCUCAGCUUCUUUUUUAGAAAAAUCGUUUAAAUCACUUUGUAUCAAUAAAUGAAGUUGAUGUUUGAUAACUUGGAUAACUCUCUCGAGAUAACUGGGUUGACAAAGAACAAAUUCCGGACUAGAAACAGAAUUCUGACUUUCUGCUUUUGAUUUGGAGGCUUUGGCACAGGCAGAUAGACACUAUGUAGGAAUGGUAGGAACAAUCACUUACAUGAUCUUCUGGUUCCGUCCAAAUCAUUGGUAUACCGAAAGGCAAAUGUCUAGAUUUUUGUUUAGCCCAAUCUAAUAGGAGUUUCAAACACUUUACACAACAUAUAUGUGGAACCCAGGAUUUAUCCUGGUGGUGCACAGGAAAACGAAAAUAGUCUAAAUAGCACUUUGCAAUUAACGGCGUAAAUUUUCGACAGUGAGAUGUAACAGUUAAUUCUUCACACACAUAACAAAAACUGUCCGGGUUAUUAAAACACUUCCGCAAUAGUUAUACAGUUAUACAAACAAAAAUAGUAAAUUAGGUCAGAAAAGAAUAUUUAGCUGUCACAAAAAAACUAGAUGUGACUGAAACAAAAUAAUAGUUUUUUUUAAUGAAGGUACAUCAAAACAAAUAAAAAUCAUCACAAAGUUUUACUGAUAAAAACAGUGUAAUCGUCGCAAAACAAAAUCGAAAAAUACAGCCAGAUGACUCACGGCAAAAUGAAAGACAAUUUUCUUUAGACAAGAAAAUUAUUAUUUAUAAUUUAUCUAUGUAAGGCUUAUAACUUUUAUAACUUUGUUGUUUAUUAGUAAUACUUAAAUUUAUACUUCAUAAAAUUUUGUUAUUUUGAAAUAAAAAUUAUGGAUCGAAAUGAGACCUAUUUUAUCCAAAAAGGGCUGCGCAUCGAACGGGGCCUAGGGUAUAAAUCCGUCACAGUUCAUAAUAACGAAUACAUAAAUACAAGACUAUGUUCCAUACGAAAUAUUUUUCAAAAAAAGCUGUCAUAAUAUUUUUGGAAAUAUUUACUUUAAAUUGUAGGAAUAUCUUUGGGUUAUACAGGGUUAGGCAAUGAUUUCGCAAAUAAUUUUUUUGUCGAAAAAAUACAUUAAUAGGAAAUAAAAAACUAGCCAUUCGAUAUACAAUUAUUUAAAAACUACAUCUGCCAAAUGUCCUCUGUAGACAUCUAUGUAUUCAUGGAGUCGAGUAUGAAAUAUCUACAUAACUCUUCGCAGCAUAUCAACAGGUAUUGCUGCAAUCUCGUCACGAAUUCGUUGUUUGAGGGCCGGGAUUGUCCUAGGUGGAUCAGUUCCAAACUCUUUCGUUUUUAUAUAACUCCAUAAAAAGAAGUCACAGACAGAAUGGUCGGGAGUCUGAUAGGGCCAAGCGAUAUCCACCACCGUCUUGUUGAAAAAUUGUGUUUUCAUUAACUGGUAAGCGAUGAAGUUCGGGCGUGAGGAAGUUUCGAAUCAUUGCAACGUAUCUCUCAGAAUUAACAGUAACGGCAUUUUCAGCUUCAUCCUCAAAAAAAUACGGACCGAUCAUUCCAUUUGCCGACAUUGUUGAGGCAAACGAGGGUGCUCCUACACCCUUUUUUGUGUCUCAUCACUCAUCACAAGUUGUUAAUUUGGUCAUCAUUUUCUUCCAACCUGGCAAGCAUAACCUCACAAAAUCUGAGACGCUGUUGAUACUUAUCCAGGUGAAGAGAUUGAACAACCUGUAUUUUAUAAGGAUGAUAUCGAAGAUCUUGAUGGAGUACCCUUUUCACUGAUCUGUCACUUAUUAGAAGGCGUGUGACGUGACAGACUGUCGAUAGACGUGGACUUCCUAACACUGCUUGUCGAACACGUUCGAUAUUUUCAUGGGGUUUGAAGCGUUCUGGCACUACCACCUCUUUUUGUAGAUGUCGAUCCAGUUUGCUCGAGGUUGUUCACCCACGUUUUAAUCGCAUGGCCUGACAGGUUGGGUACACGGUAUGUUAAAAUGUCGUCUAAAAUCCCGACGCUAAACUCUCGCCAUUUUGAUAAUAAGCCUUGAUUGCGUAUACGCGGUGCUCACCCGUCCAACGCAGGCCUGUGACUGUCUUCCUUACCACAUCACCCCGCGCUGCAAGUCCCACCCCAAAUCUUCCCGUUUUAUUGCCGUUGUAAUGAAUGAACAUAAAUCGUCCACAUCUAUUAGAUUUGAAGAUCAUUUCUUAUAUUCACAGGAUAUUAUAAUCCAUUUAUAACUAAUCUUAAAAGUAGUACAGGACUAAUUUCGAUAAAUGGGCAUAUAAAUACCUACUCUACAAGUUGCCCAAGGAAAAGGAAAAUAAAUCUUCAAUUUUUUAUGCUUUUUAACUUUUUUUAACCACCAUUUGAAUUAGCUGUUGAUUUAUUCAAAUAUUACAGAUUAAGUUUUGACUUGAUAACACGUAUAUGCAUGAAAAUUAUUACUUAGAUGUAUUUUUUUAUUUAAAAAUUAUAAAUAUUUUAAAUAGAAAAGUCAUCUUGCCAUUGAAAGUGUGAUACUAGAUCUAGGAUUGUUGAUGUUUUUUUGAAUAAACGUUGUAAACAACA
Molecule: messenger RNA, 11630 nt
Organism: Diorhabda sublineata
Lineage: Eukaryota; Metazoa; Arthropoda; Insecta; Coleoptera; Chrysomelidae
Product: transient receptor potential channel pyrexia
Exons: 2
Coding region: 489-3437 (982 amino acids)
Biological process (GO): transmembrane transport; monoatomic ion transport
Cellular component (GO): membrane
Molecular function (GO): monoatomic ion channel activity; protein binding
Source: RefSeq, a predicted model, not a curated record